AUGUUUCGUCUGCUCCCUUGGUCCUCUUCCAUCGGGGGGGAUAAGGUAAUGGCCAAAGAGGUCAAGAUGCUCGCUGCGCCUCACUGCGCCCCUCCCUCUGUCAGCGGCUUCACACUGCCCCAGUUGAAGCGCAAACGAUCUGAUUCCAACGAUUCAACUACCAGUCGCGAUGCCCCAGUCGCAACAAAGUUACGAACAGAUGAUACACCCUCGAAGCAAAUACCCUUUCAACAACAACAACAACAACAACACUCUGCGACCAAAGAUGAUGCGACCACCAUGCCAACCGAACGUCUGAGCGACCAGGCUCCCGCGCGCGCGCCAGAUUUGCCACCUUUGCUGCCUGAUGGUGGUGGCUCCGAUCCAUCCGAUGUUCCGUCGUCCGACAACCAGAAGACUGCUGUGCGCAAAGUCGAUGUAGAGCGGUUGCGCGAAACGUUAGAAGCCCAGCUCAGCCUCGAGGUGCUGCUGAAACAUAACGAACUUCGGUUGAUCGACCAGGAGAUCGCAAAAUGUCAAGUCGCGUUGGAACAACUGCGCCGCUGCGCGGAAAUCCCCUACCCUGGGUCUCAAGCUAUUGGCGUAUCGCAGUCGAUGAGCAGUGGGACUGGAAUGUCAGUAUGGGCUCCUGGAAAUGGACCUGCACCGAUCUCUCCAGCACCCUGGGGUGUCGCAAACGGCCCUUACACCCGUCACUAUUCGCGGUGGUUGCUGCCAGACCCGCGUUUCGAUGGUGGCGAGGUCGAGCCGGCAACACCUAUGGGCUAUGGCAUGGCAACUCCUCUGGAAGGUCGCUCGACGCGCGGAAACCCAAUCGAUAUUGGCUAUCUGGCUGGCAAGUCUACAAGGCCUCAGCGAGGAUCCACUGGGACGAAGCUCCAGUCCUUGCCUAGCGGUUACCCAGCUCCGAAAGAAAGAGCUGGCCCCAUGAUUAUCCGACGAAAGUCAGAUAAUGUUUUUGUCAAGCUGGUCUGUCUAGAUUGCCGCAGGGACAAUUUCUCUAGCACUCAGGGCUUCAUCAACCAUUGCCGCAUUGCCCAUAACCGCAACUUUGCAAGCCACGAUGCCGCAGCGGUUGCGUCCGGGGAGCCUGUCGAAGUAGAUGACGCUGGUGCCGUUGUCGGUGGCAAGAGUGAACCUCCCUCCACUUCACUCGCGCCCGGCUUCGUUCAUCCUCUCAUUCGCUCUGCUCACGUUAUCGAACCAACGCCGCCUAGAACGUCGUCCACGUCAGAAUCAUCUGACAUUGCAGCUCGAAAACCGUCUUCAGAAAACGGCGGUUUACAAACGGUGGAAACACCUCGUACCUUGUCUCAUACACCACGGGGCCCCAAGACCCCUACGAUAGCAAAAGCGCCAAACGAUGCAUUCACUGCUUCGAAUGAUACCCCCCAUUUAUCAUCUUUGAUGAAACUUCGAGGCGUUGGGCUCGACCUUGGCCAGUUGGUCGGUGAUGCAAAGACCACAGUGGAUCUCGACGGAUACUUUUCUGAGGAGGGAGACUCGGAGUCUGAGCCAACAACACCGUCCGCAGAGCUAAAAUCCAACAAGCCACUUGCUACUCGUGCCGGGCGACAGCCCAUGCGCACGACAGCUUCACAAACAGCCUCUGAGCGCCCCGACGGCCACAAAGGCAUCGAAAGGCCUAAUCACCAGCCUCUCGUGCUGGAGACACUAACGCCUUCUCGACCGCAGGCGCCUUACCAGUCUCCUUAUGCGCAAACAGGCUCUGAGAUGAAUGAGCUGCGGGAAGUUGAUGGGGUCGACUUGAGCCCGAAUACCGUGGAGUCAAAUCAAGCUCCGAGUCUUGUGAGUGACGAUGACGAAUUUGAAGCGGCGUCUGACUCGGACAGCCCUGGGCCUAGCUCUUCUGAGGCAGGGGACGGAGACGACUUUAGCCUCAUUGAUGUGGAGGAUGACGAGGACACGACAGGCUCGACCACAACCAGCGAUUCAAACCCCAAGCCAGAUGUUGGAUUGGGAAGUGCCGGCAAGCCCCUGCAUCAUGGAAAAGUGAGGAAGAAGGGACAAUAUAUCCCGCCAUCCGUUGUUCCGUUGAAUCGGGGGAAAGACGAGAAGCGUGUGAGCUUUGUUAGUCCGAGCUCGAGCCCGAGCAAGGACAAGAAGGAUGGGAAGCGAUCUCCUGAACGAUAA
Molecule: messenger RNA, 2154 nt
Organism: Aspergillus puulaauensis
Lineage: Eukaryota; Fungi; Ascomycota; Eurotiomycetes; Eurotiales; Aspergillaceae
Exons: 1
Coding region: 1-2154 (717 amino acids)
Source: RefSeq, a predicted model, not a curated record